UCUAGUAAUUUUUAUUUUUUUAAGAAUUGCUGAAAUUGUUGGUGCAAAUGAUCUCGGACUUGGUGUUACUAUGGUCAAUUGGCUAUAAAGGUAUUUUGUUGUAUGGCACUCCUGCUCAACAAGAAAAAUAUUUACCUGAUUUGGCAACUGGGAAACGAUUUGCUGCUUAUUGUCUCACAGAACCUAGUUCUGGUUCUGAUGCAAAUUCGAUUCAAAGCCGUGCACAAAAGUCAGAAUGUGGCAAAUUCUAUAUACUUAAUGGCGGAAAGAUUUGGAUAAGUAAUGGUGGAAUUGCAGAUGUUUUUACUGUAUUUGCUCAGACUCCAAUAUCACAACCUGAUGGCUCUACAAAGGAUAAAGUUUCUGCUUUUAUAGUUGAAAGACAAUUUGGAGGGGUAACAAAUGGACCUCCAGAGAAGAAAAUGGGAAUUAAAGGGAGUAAUACAACAGAAGUACAUUUUGAUAAUGUAAAGAUCCCUGUAGAGAAUCUUUUGGGUGUGGAGGGAGAAGGAUUUAAAGUAGCAGUGAAUAUAUUGAAUAAUGGACGCUUCAGUAUUCCCGCAGCAACAACUGGCUCAAUGAAAUAUUGUAUUCAAAAAACAAUUGAACAUGUCAAUCAACGUGUGCAGUUUGGAAAGAAGCUUAAGGAAUUUGGACGUAUUCAGGAAAUUUUAACUGAUAUGGUUAUUCGACAUUAUUUUGGCUUCCAAUAUGGAUGCUGGUGCUACGGAAUAUCAAUUGGAGAGAAUGCUUGGCAGGUGUGUGAUGAUGCUAUACAAUUACAUGGUGGAAUGGGAUUUAUGCGUGAAUGUGGAUUAGAGCGAGUACUUCGCGAUUUGCGAAUAUUUCGCAUUUUUGAAGGAGCUAAUGAUAUUCUCCGUCUUUUUGUUGCUUUAACAGGAAUGCAAAUAGCUGGAAAACAUUUACAACAAAUUGCAAAUGAUAUAUUUUCUGGAAAUAUUUCUGCUCUUGUUGGAGAAGUUAGUAGACGGGUUUUUCGAACAAAUGGUUCUGAAAAAAUUUCUGAUCUUGUACAUCCAAGUUUAAAAAAUGAUGCUUCAACACUUAAUUCUUUAAUUGUUAAAUUUGGCAAAACUGUGGAACAGUUACUCAAAAUGCAUAGAAAAAAUAUUAUUGAACGUCAAUACGAACUAAUUCGAGUUGCAAAUGCUGCUAUUGAUAUAUACAGCAUGGCGGUAGUACUUUCCCGUUGUAAUUAUGCGCAAGAGAAAACUGGCGGGUGUUCAGCCCACGAUCAAAAAAUUGCCAAUCUUUUUUGUCGCCAGGCAGCUAAACGUGUGAAUGCAAAUUUAGAUGAAGCAAUGGGGCCUAGUGAGAGGGAAAUGGAUUUGAUUGCGCAGAUUGCCGGUAAUGUUUGCGAGAAUGGAGCUAUGGUCCAAAAACACCCUGUAGAUUUGUAAUUUUUGAUCAAUGACUGAAUGGAAAAAAUUGACAUUUAUACAAUAUGCCACUUUAUGCCUUAUAUUUGUAGUUAAAUGGACAGACCUCCAGCUAAUUUUUGUAAUACAAACACCUAUAUAU
Molecule: messenger RNA, 1542 nt
Organism: Meloidogyne enterolobii
Lineage: Eukaryota; Metazoa; Nematoda; Chromadorea; Rhabditida; Meloidogynidae
Source: the annotation of a GenBank genome assembly